Messenger RNA from Aspergillus thermomutatus, 1116 nucleotides. RefSeq names its product putative S-adenosylmethionine-dependent methyltransferase. Gene Ontology annotation, cellular component: cytoplasm. The transcript has 2 exons. Gene Ontology annotation, molecular function: protein-lysine N-methyltransferase activity. The record is from RefSeq and is a predicted model, not a curated record. NCBI's taxonomy places the organism in Eukaryota, Fungi, Ascomycota, Eurotiomycetes, Eurotiales, Aspergillaceae. Bases 1 to 1116 code for a protein of 371 amino acids. Gene Ontology annotation, biological process: peptidyl-lysine monomethylation; peptidyl-lysine dimethylation.
AUGGCAGACGAGAAUCAUCCGGCACACCUCUCUCCCAGCGAACUGGGCACGAAGAAUUACUGGGAAACGUACUACGCCCGAACCCUCACCCACCUCUCAAGUCAACACCAGCCAAACGCCCGACCAACCCCUACCGCCGACUCGUCCGACCCCGAAUCCGAAUCCGAAUCCGGAUCCGUCGACGACGACUCCGACCCAGGCACAUCCUGGUUCUCGGAGCACAACGCCCCCGAGAAAGUCCUCGGCUUCCUAACAAACAAAAACUUCCCGCUCGCGCCGUGCAACACCCUCCCCGCAGCCGCAGCCGCAAGCGCGAAAACGAAAACGAAAACGAAAAAGGCGCUCAGCGAUGAGGAGAGGCGCAGGCAGCCGAGCAUCCUGGACCUGGGCACGGGGAACGGGAGCAUGCUGGCGCUGUUGAGGAAGAGAGGCGGGUUCCGGGGUGUGAUGGUCGGGGUGGAUUAUUCGGCGCGGAGUGUGGAGUUGGCGAGGGAGUUGCAGCGGUUGAAGAUUCAUUCGGCGUAUUUGAGUGGGAGUGAUUCUGAUGGGGAGGAGGAGGAGGAAGAAGAGGAAGAAGAGGAUGUGGUUGUUUCGAAUGGGGCUGAGACUGCGCAGGCGGUUCCUGUACCUGGGGAGGAUAAGGAGAUGGAGAUUCGGUUUGAGGAGUGGGAUAUUUUGAAUUCGGAGGGGGAGUUGGGCGAGGAGGGUCGGUUGGACUGGUUCCCGUAUGCGCGGGGCGGGUUUGAUAUCGUGCUUGAUAAGGGGACGUUUGAUGCUGUUUCGUUGUCGGAGGAGGUGGUGGUUGAGGAGCAGAGGGAGGGGAAUGAGGCUGCGGCUUCGGCUGAAGCUUCGGCUGGGGGGAAGGUGAUCCAGCGCCGUGUGUGUGAGCGGUAUCCGGGUAUUGCGCGCAGGUUAGUGCGCAAGGGCGGGUUCCUGGUCGUGACGAGUUGCAAUUGGACCGAGGAGGAGUUGGUUCGCUGGUUUACGGGCGAGGAGGCGAAGGGUUCUGGCUCUGAUCGGUUGGAGGUCUGGGGCCGUGUGGCAUAUCCCAAGUUUAGAUUUGGAGGGCAGGAGGGCCAGGGUGUUUGCACGGUGUGUUUUCAGAGGGUAAACUAG